AAUGAUUCACGUUAUUAAAAUGCAGGAUAUUUGUAGACUGCUUAUCUAAGUUAAUGGAACUAGUUUCCGACAAUUCAGUAAACAUUGUGAUAUAAUGUAGGUAAAAUGUUUGCCUCACAAAGUGUGCUUAUAUUAUUAAAAAAAAACACAUCAUACAUUCAAAAACGGUAAAAAUGAUUGUUUUUUGAAAACGCGCUUUAAGAAGUGCUUAUUGAUAUGGAAAUUUUAUUUAAGUUUCAGUGCAUUGUACUAAAUCGAAUUUCAAGCAAAUAAUAUAUACAAUCCACAUAAAUAAAGAUAGACAAAAAUGGAGAUGGACAUAUCGAUCUGAAAGAACUGAGAGAAGCUCUUGAGUCGUGCGGUUUUAAAAUUGCCGGCUAUCAAUCGAGAGUUAUAGAAGAAGAAUACAAGAAUUCAAAAAAGACGAAAAUCAACGGCAAGCUAACCUACGAAGAAUUUGAAAAACUUAUCUCUGAUCUCAAGGCUAAUGACAUUGCUAAUACAUUCCGUACAGCAGUUUCCAAGAGAGAGAACCUGCAACAUUUAGGAGGAACAUCUGAAGCAUCGAACGAAGGAACUACGCAUUCUGUAAGGGUAGAAGAACAACUAGCGUUUUCAGAUUGGAUAAAUUCGAACCUUCAGCAUGAUCCUGACUUGAAAAAAUUAUUGCCCAUCGAUUCCGAAGGCAAACACCUAUAUGAGAAAGUUAAAGAUGGAAUAUUACUGUGCAAGGUGAUCAACCAUUCUUGCCCCGAUACGAUCGACGAACGAGCUAUAAACAAAGAGAAACUGACCUUGUACAGAAAACUUGAAAAUUUGACGCUAGCCCUGUCAUCCGCGUCGGCGAUAGGAUGCAACGUGGUGAACAUAGACGCGCACAGUCUGUCGAAAGGAACGCCUCAUCUGGUGCUGGGUUUGCUAUGGCAGAUCAUCAGGAUCGGCCUCUUCAAUCAAAUUACCCUCGAGCACUGUCCCGGCCUGACGACGCUUUUGUCCGAGGACGAAAAGAUCGACGAUCUGAUGAAACUCUCACCAGAGGCAAUUCUGCUCAGAUGGGUGAACUAUCAUUUGGAAAGGGCCGGAACCCAUCGCAGAGUAACUAACUUCCAGUCUGAUAUCACCGAUUCUGAGGUGUACACCCACUUGUUGAAACAAAUCGCGCCGCAAGAUGUUGAUGUAACAACAGAAGCCUUGUACGAGAAAGAUUUGAUCAGCCGAGCAGAAAUGAUGCUCGAACAGGCCGCGAAACUGAAGUGUAGGGCAUUCGUGAUGCCACAGGACGUCGUAAAUGGUGUGUACAAACUAAAUUUGGCCUUCGUGGCAAACCUGUUCAACAAUCAUCCAGGCUUGGAGCAGACAAACGGCGCAAUCGAUGGCUAUGAAACAAUUGAAGAGACUAGAGAAGAAAGAAAACUCGUUUUAGCGUACAGAAAUUGGAUAAACUCAAUGGGUGUGUCUCCACACGUGAAUUGGUUAUAUUCCGACUUGGCAGAUGGGUUGAUUGUCUUCCAGUUGUACGACAUCAUCAAGCCGGGUACCGUCAAAUGGAACAAAGUCCACCGCAAAUUCACGAACGAACGCAAAAAGUUUAUGGAAAAAUUGGAAAACUGCAACUACGCCGUAGAACUUGGAAAAGAUCUGAAAUUCUCGCUGGUUGGAAUUGGAGGUCAGGACAUCAACGAAGGAAACGUUACUUUGACGCUAGCGUUGAUCUGGCAACUGAUGAGAGCGUACACUCUGUCUAUUUUAACCCAAUUGGCCGAGUCCGGCAAUCCGAUCGUCGAGAAGGAGAUCGUUCAGUGGGUAAACAAUAAGCUGACUGGCGCCGGAAAGAAAUCCUCCAUACGCAGCUUCCAAGAUCCGACAAUUUCAGAUGCCAAAGUGGUCAUCGAUCUGAUCGACGCCAUCAAGCCUGGCGCUAUCAACUACGACUUGGUCAAACAAGGAACAACAGAAGAGGAUCGACUAGCAAACGCCAAGUACGCCAUCUCAAUGUCCCGCAAAGCUGGAGCUAGGGUAUACGCUCUUCCGGAGGACAUCGCAGAAGUCAAGCCCAAAAUGGUGAUGACCGUGUUCGCCUGCCUUAUGGCCCUAGAUUAUGUACCUAAUAUGGAUAGCGCUAGGCAAUAAUCAUGAAUUUUCUCUAUAUUUAUUCCUAGUUUGACUUUCAAUUUAUCAAUCGUAAAAGUAUUCAGCCAUAUCAAAGACGAUUGCAGACAAUUCACACUUCAAACAUGCCUGCUUCUUUUACAAAUACAAAGCAAAACAUUUUCUGGGGUUCCACCACACUGGUUGAAAUUCAGGCCACGAAGAAAGUUUGUUCUUCUUCAAAACAUGCAAUGUUACCAUGCAAUAUGUAUGCUUGUAUGCUGUCAAGAUUACCCUCCUCUUCAUAUCAAAAUUAUCACAACUUUUGUACGUUAGACACAAACAGGUACAGAUACAUUUACUUUGCUUAUGAUCCGACAUAUUCAGUUAUAAGAGGUACCAUUCUGAUUCCGUUUCGUUUUAAAAUGGCUGGAUACUUUUUAUUAACUAUUGGUUAUGCUGAUUCGUUCUUUCAUCCGCUUUUUGUACAAUGUAAUUUUUUCUUUCAGGUCUUCUGGCUUUUUACACCAGGCAUUAUUUUAUUCUUUUUCCUUUAUCAUAGGUUAUAGGUCAUAAUAAGUGAGGAGCAAAAUGCGAAGGUUGAUCGCCAUUAUUGAAAUUGAAAGUUGAUUUUUGUAUUUGUAACGGACUUAUUUCCUGAACAAAUACACGCGAACUCUUGGCUUACAUUUGAAAUGUUGUGCUUAGCAUAUGCACGUUAAAAGGGGUCUUUUCUAAAUGAGAUUAUGCAAAAAAUAUAAUCGGAAUAUUCUCCCCAUCUGGACUGAAUUAAUUCAAUUUUUCACAUAAAGCACAUGAAUGACAUUUUACAAAAAUUGAUACGAGACACUUUUUGUCUUGAUUUGGUCAGUAUUCUAAUGAUUUUUUCAUAUGGUGUUGGAAGAAUAGCCAUAACCAAUAUUGAUUUAUAUAUUAUUCGAUGUUUAUUUUUACUCAAGAUGCUAUCGUGUAAGAUAUCAAUUUAUGAUUUAUUAUCUUUAUAUAUUAUCAUUAAUCGUUGAAGUGACAUUCCCAAAUUUUGAGAAGAAUCAUUGUCUAGGCUGUACUUUCAGUAUUUAAUACUAAACAUUCCACUUUGUGGGUUGGUGCAAUAACUUUUAUUAACAUUCAUAAAAAAUAACAGGGCUGUUAUUAGAAGAGCAAUUGUUUGUUCAAUUGAUGGAAGAUCAAUAUCCAACAUUACUAUUUGGACGGUUUUUUGCAGGAAGGAACCAACCCACUAAAUAUGAAAAAUCUAGAUUUUAGGAAGAUAAUCGUAAUAACGAGCAAUCUCAUUUGCUGUAAAAGAGACCCAUACACAUAUUUAAAGCCUUUAGUAUGCCAUUAAUUAAAAUCGUUUUUGGUCUGAAAUGAAUUUGUUGUCAUUGUCAAAACUUUAAAGGCUCAAUAAUUGUUUUCUGGGUUGGUUCUUUCUGCAAAAAAACGUCCAUUUAACAAAUCUAAAGCCCGCCACUCACGAUCCAACGCCGCAGUACGACUUUGUCGAAAAUUGGAUAAGGACACACAUCUAACGAUUUUGCAGUAUGAGUUUUGAUUUGGAAUCUAAUUUUAGCGGGUCUUGCAUUUUGUAUUACUCUAAAAGUAAAAGGAAAAAUAAGAAACUUAGAUGGUAGUGUCAAAUUGGUUUUAUUUUCCAAAGGCAUUCUUGCUAUUUUUAUAAUUCAAAAAUCCUCAUUGUAAGCCAUUUUUAUAAAUAUGCGUAGACCGACAAAUAUUAUUAAAAUGUGUCAAAUCGUACUGCGGCGUUGGAUCGUGAGUGGCGGGCUUUACGUUACAGCCUACCGCAUGAUGUAUGAUACUUAUUUUAAAGCGAUUUAAUCAAAUUCCAUCUGCAUUUUCUGUGAACUGACAUUCCAAAACAAUAAAGAGACUUAUUUUUAUUGAGAUAGGAUUAAAACAUUCAUUUUUGUAUAAUGUUUUUUUUUACCGUAAAUUGUUUUUUCUAAAAGAAUUUGGCUCUAUGCAAUACCGAACUAAGUGCCAUUCCUAACUAAUCAUACACUGUGAGUGUAAAAACUUAUAUAUUAAGUAUUAAAAGGUGUUCAUACCUUUGAUAUCUGUAAGUUUAUACGUUUUUCAUAUAAACUGGUCAAUUGCUUUAAAUAAAUGGAAAUAGGUAAAUUGAA
This is a messenger RNA of Acanthoscelides obtectus, 4235 nucleotides long. The record is from the annotation of a GenBank genome assembly. Lineage: Eukaryota; Metazoa; Arthropoda; Insecta; Coleoptera; Chrysomelidae.